Messenger RNA from Parathielavia appendiculata, 830 nucleotides. RefSeq lists its product as uncharacterized. The transcript has a single exon. NCBI's taxonomy places the organism in Eukaryota, Fungi, Ascomycota, Sordariomycetes, Sordariales, Chaetomiaceae. The coding region runs from base 88 to 480 and encodes 130 amino acids. The record is from RefSeq and is a predicted model, not a curated record.
CAACACAGUCCUACAGAUAUCGCUUCUCUGACCUGGCAACUUGUGACGAAUGUUAGACCCACCUGUGCCUGUCUGGUAGCUCCCAGGAUGCACGCUGCGCCAAAUGGAUAUACUGCUAAUGAGGUUCUUAUCCUGAUGAACGCGAUUUUCGCCCGCAAGACAGACCUACAUAACGAACCCCCCUCCCACUCCCCCGAGCAGCACGACUUCUUCCUCGCGUCCGAGCACCCAUCCGAAUAUGGGGAGUCCUUUGCCUUUCAGACCUCCUCCACCCAAGCCGAAAGCAUUCAGGAUGACCAAAACCGCUACUCUGCCCGCACAAUCGCCCUCCGCGUCUCCAACCACCUCGGCUUCGCCUCGGCAUGGGAGACAACCAUCAUCCCCUGGCUCCCGACCUCCUCCACCGGCACUGCACCUACGACUAUGCCGUGGACGUGCACAACUUUCCCGAGCUGUCGAGCGAGGCCGUGCCGCGAGUGAUAUACGCCACCCUUUCCGAUACCGACACUACAGCCCUCGAACAAAACAAUCAGCUCCGAGUUCGGGCAUGUUGCGCCGAACCAGUUGAACCCUGUAUACGUAAACUUUCGCAAGGGAGGGCUGCGUAAGUCAAUAUAGUGGGACAGACACGAUUUGGGAUCUAGGGACGCGUUUGACCAUACGGGCAAGAAGAGGAAUUGGAGAUCGUGCGGGGAUAAGGGAGGUGCAGGUUUCUUAAACUUUGCCGAUCCCACCGGAUAGCGCCUUAUAUGUACCCUUCCCGCCUUCAGCAACGUCAUGGCGGUUGCGGGAGUAAUAGUCACCUGAAAGUUAACCAGUGAGUCGCUCAG